AUGAAUUUGUGUAUUUUUAAUAUUGAAGUAAAUGGGACUAUGUGGAACGAAGAUUACUUACCAACGAGAAUAGGACAUGUUAAAGAAGCAAUAGAAAUGAUAUUAAAAACAAAUUAUUUUUCUGGAUAUUCAAUUGUGUUAUCAGAUAAUAAUUCAACAAUGGUUAUUUCACCAACAAAUCAAAGACAGCUAAUAGAUUGUAUUGAUAAAUUAAAACCAAGUUAUGAUAAACCACAUCCAUUAAGAUGUCUUCGUAAAAGUUUAUUUAUUACACAACAACGACAAUGGGAUUCAGUUCAUAUAGUUUCAUUUAUAUCUUCUGAACAAGCAUUGUCUGAUGCAGUAUUAAGAAGAAACGAAUUAUUACAACUAAAAAAUUAUCAUGUAAACUUUGUACUAUUUGGAGAUGUCUUACAAAUUACAAGUCAUACCAAAUCAUUAAUUCUUAGUCUUGUUAAACGUCAAGGAAGGAGUUGGAGAAUUACUGAAGUAAAUAGAAAUAAACAAAAUCCAUAUCAAAGAUUAUUAAUGAGGAUGUCAGAAGGAAUAGCAAUUGUUCCAAAACGUAGAACACAUCAAUUAAUACCAUCAAUUAAAACAGGUCAACUUCCAUCAGAAUUUAAAGCAAGUAAAUAUAUUUCAUGUAAAAUUAUCAAUUAUUUUACAAAUAAUUCAGUACAAAUGAUUCCUGUUCCAAUUGUAUCAAAAGAAAGAAUUAUUUCAAUUAUUAGAUGUGGAAAAUGUACUAUUGAAAAAGAAAGAUGUGUACCAACAUCAAUGAUUGGUAAAAUGUUUUUGAUUGAAUAUUCACCAAUAUUAUUUAAAUUAGUAUUUAGAGCUGAUCUAAUUGUUGAAUAUAUUACUAUUUUUAAUGGAGAAAUUAAUUAUUCUAUUAUUGAAAAAAAUGGAAGAGAAUUCCUUCUUUUUGAAGGGUAUUGUGGAAAUGAGAAAUUUAGAAAGAAUGUUUAUUGGACAAUUGAUCCUGCUCAACCAUUUAUAGAUAAAUUAGUUGAGUGUAUUGAACAAGAAGUACCUUCAACUUAUAUGAAAAUUAUGGAAACUAUUUGGACUGACCACAAGAAAGUAUUAAGUAAGAUGGAAGAGAAGUAUAUGAGUAUGAAGAAAGAAAAAGAAAUUGCUAAUAAAGUUCCUGAAGGAACAAAAAAUGAUACAAAACGUGAAAGUGAUCUCAUAGUUAGGAAUGAAGCUGAAAAAAAAUCUGAAGAUAGUUAUUAA
Molecule: messenger RNA, 1236 nt
Organism: Entamoeba dispar SAW760
Lineage: Eukaryota; Evosea; Mastigamoebida; Endamoebidae
Exons: 1
Coding region: 1-1236 (411 amino acids)
Source: RefSeq, a predicted model, not a curated record